GCGACAGUGCGCAGGGAUAUAACAAAUAUACCAUCGAGCGAUUUUUGAGGUGUGUUUUUUUAUUUUUUAUGUAUUACUUUUUUGAACUCAUAUUGUUUUGAGAAGCCAAACUCCUUACAUGUGCAACCGCAGCGACUACCUGGAACUACUUUCUUCAUCAACAAAAUCCAACCAGAACUGGACUUACGGGACCAAGUGGGGGGGUAAGACGCUGUUGAUGGACUACACUGCUGAUGGGAAUGUCAUACAACUUAAUGUCAAAAAGUCCAAACUAUCUCUUUAAGGAGUGACAGCAUCCCUCUACUGGUCACCGUGGUAACAGGAGAGCGUUUUAAAGUAAUUGGAGUUCAGCACCACAUCAAACACCACCAUUACUCAGCUCCCUGCUCUUCAGGGAACCCAACUAUAGCCCAGCUAACUGCUUACAAAGCAACAUCCAGGAGUUUUUAUUAGACCGAGGUUUCCUCCUUAGGCCCGGGUUGGCUAUUUGAAGCCAGUAAAAUGGUGUACGUUUGUCUAUUGUGUAAAUAGCUCAACCGCAAGCAUGAUUAUGCAGCAUGUGCACACAUAAAAAGCGGCCGCCAUCAGAGAGGCGAGGGCCGAGCAGUAGUUCUUCCCGGGGACAGAUGAAGCUGCAGCACAGCUGGGAGACAUUGACACAAAUUGACGGCCUGUACACCACGAUGUUGUCAUUUCUUUCAUUUAAUACAUACAUUGUAACUCUGGUCCCGACAUGCAAGCGUAGACUGUAUAGCAAAUGUGCAUUAAAACACACACGAAUGUAUAGUAAAGCAACAGCUGUUUUCAUUUUACCUUUUAACUGUCAGCUGAAUAAUUGUUAGCUGCAGCCUCCGUCAUUUCCUCAUUCUUUUAUGUCAAGUCACGCUUUAAAGUAAUGGUUAUCUGACACAUACCCGGCACCUCCCCGCAACAAACAGCCAAUCGCCUGUGAGGGAGGAUGCUUAUUUGACUUUUUAAAAAGUGAAGUGGUGUGGUAUGGCAUGGUUUCAGACGAGUUACAUUAAGUAAAAUCACAUUUGCUCAAUUCAGCAUGGCUGAAAAGGAGCAGGAAGAAGCAGAGCUUAUUUAACCCCAAUCCUUCUCCUGAUCAUUCAUUCACACCGUAUCUUUUACAUGUUGACACCUGCAAUAUCCUGCUUGCUUACACUUUGUCAUUCAAGCCCUGUGUAAAGAAGGAAAGGAAAACACAGUAAACUUCUUAAUGCUUAGUGUGUUUGCCUUUUCUCUGUGUACUGGUUAUAUUUAGCCCUAUAAGGCAUAAUAAUAAUAAUGAUGAGCCUCGCACAUGGGUGUUGGGGCGGGAUCUCAAGUGACACGGAUACAUUUGGACUAAUUAUGACCUACGAUCAACACCAUGGUUACCCCAGCAGGAGGCAAACAGCGUGAGAAUGUGCGGAUCUGUAUGAGAUGGCAAAUAACAGGCCUGCAGACAAGUCCUUAGACAACAAUGCAUACGCACGCGCAGCCAGAUUAUACGUUUUAUGUAAAGCCUCCACUUAAGUGUUGGUUUUUCACCAAAGCUUGAUGUCUUUGUUUUUUGACUGCUAAGUUUUUUCUUUAAGUUUAUUUUUAGUUUAUCCUCAUUUUGAAAUACUAUUUUGUACUCAGCUUUAUUUACAAUAGUUCAUAAAAGUGAGUACACUCCUCACAUAUUUGUAUUUUUAACGCCACGUCAGUGGUUCUCAAUCACUUUGUAUUACCCAAUACCCCAAUAAGAGAAAAUAAGCCAUUUAAGACAUAAAUAAAACCCAUGCUCGUGUGUGUCGCAGUAAGUGUAGUCCGGAUGUGUGGAGGACAGGAAGUGACGUCAGGGGGUCAGAGCUUGGCAUGGGUUACGGCAGCAACAGUAGGCCGUGUUAUUAUUAGGAUUAUUAUUGUGAGAUCAUUCAAAUCUGCCAUAAAAGGCCUUUACAGCGACCAAGUCUGGUGCUUGUGUGUCUUACCCAUCAUUACAGUAACAUUACCGACACCUGGUGACCAGUCUAGAAUACUAGAGUCACAAUUUGAAUGCGUCUUCUUAAUGUCUUAUAUACUACUCACAAAAAGUCAGGGAUUUGCACAACUGUAAUGUUAGACAACAGCAAGUUGUGCGUUACGUGCUUUAAGUAUUGAACAUGUUGGACAUGUGCAUUCAAAAUUAGAGAAGCUCAAAUUAAGUUCACCCGUAAAGGUUAUACAGUAGUGUAUUUGGAGGAGCGCUAGUGCUGGGGUCCGUAGACGUGUUGAAGACAUUGGUUUUGCUAUCGAGCAUGCAACCCUGAGGACCCCACGAAGUCCCUGGUGAGCACCUAAACCAAAAGCAGUGGACAACCUUCAACCGCCUGAGGACAGGUGUGGGACGUUUCCGUUUCAGGAUGUUUCAGUACAGCGGUGGGGCCUUGCAGACAGUGCCCAUUAUGAAUGUGGAGAGUGAAGACAUGAAAUUCAAGCCGCUAUGUGGCGAGGGAGGACUUUAUCCACAUGUAUUUACGUCUUUGUGUUGAAUUCAAGAGCAUUACUACAGAAAGUCCCCCUGCCUCUCACCUGACACCACCCCUGACACCUCACAGGACCCUGCCAGACGGGUGUGCCCCACCAUAUGAGAGGCGCUGCCCUACACCAUGCUCCAUGAACCAGGAAAUUGCCGGCUAAUUAACAAUUGGACAAGCAAAUAGGGCUUUUUUUUGCAUGAUUGUUAACAGUUUGGCAUUAGCUGACACCUGCACUUUACUAUUGGUUUAACAAUUCACACAGUCAGUGACUCAUGUCAUGCAAUGUGUUUCAAUGUUAAAAAAUAGCUUUUUUCAUCUGCGUCUUGAGCCACACACGGUGAAAAUUAAGAAUUUAGGCUACGCCCAACGCUAUGGCGAAGACUGAGAGACAAUUAGAGCGGACACCAGUGAGUGUUGCAGUACAAGACAUCUACCAGAGCAGUUCUGUGCACUCUGUCCACAUGCUGCAUGCUUCAUCUCGAAAUCCGCCCACUCCCUAUUUUCCCUCCACUCUCUGCUCUAUUGCUCACAACUCUGCAACAACCUCCCCAGAGCCUCACAUACUGUACUAGCGUUGUUGCCAGCCUUUAGUCUGGAGCACCCUGGCUUUCCCUUCAGGCGCCAACACACACUACAAAGUUUAUGCAGUCUGCAGCAAAGGGUGUGUGUUAUCGCCACUGCGGCAGCACCGGUGGCUUUCUGCAAAAGUGGAAGGAGUGGUGUGACUGGGAGGAAAAUAAUCAAAAGACAGUGCUGCAGAGUGACAGUGAGGAAAAAUGAUGCGGCUUUGUGUACUGUGUAGCAGCUGGUUCUGGUCGUUAUUGCUGUCUGCCAUUUGUUGGGGUGAGCUUGGCUGGGCUGAGCUGGGCUGGGCUGGGCUGGACUGUACACAGAUGCAGUCAGUGAGUGUGUGUGUGUGUGUGUGAGAGAGAGAGAAAGAGAGAGACUGGCGGUGUGUUUUCUCAGCCAUAUCCACAGAAUCUGUAGCAGUACACUAGUGGAAGCUUGUACGGAAGGUUAGUUAGGAUGGAGCGUUCGCUGCCUGACAGGGCUUGAGGAAGGGCUUGGCACCACUGGCUGGACCAGCGGCUGCUUUCCACCAUCUGGCUUCACAACAGGUGACAUGGGUUGUUCUGCCAGUGUGGUUCUACUUCUACGGUCGGUGGGUGGGGCAGACUGCGGCCACAUGUGUUCAAGGCAGGACCAAACGUCAGCGGAUGCUGCGACACCCACCCUGGAAGGCUACACCGCCGCCAGCUCACCUCUGACCAUCAUUGUCAUGCAAGAGAAGCCCAAGCUGAUUGAUCCUCUCGACUAUGAGGCUGUCAUCUCCGAACUGGGAGCUGAGCUCAAGGAAGACCCUCUUAGAGAGCUGCUUCUGUUUCCUGACAAUGAUUUCACAGUAUCCACAGUGCCCCAAGAGAGAAGGACUCUCAGGUCAGCUGUUCCUGAGGGUGCAGAUCUCCAGGCUGAAUGUCUGCUGGUCAGACAGGCCUGCAAGUAUUACAACUCGGAUCUAAACGUGGUCCAGUUUAAGUAUGACGACUAUGCUGGAGACUACCGCCUGCUGCCAAGGAAAUUAUACAAAGCGGAGAAGCUGCCUUCCCAUUCAUUUGAGAUCGACUAUGAGGACAUGGACAAAGAUGAGGAUACCACCUCCCUGUCCUCCUCCAAAGGAGGUGGUGGAGGAGGAGGAGGAGGCGGGGGAGGAGGUGGAGGAGGAGUUGGAGUGUUUCGGUCGGGCUGGCUAUACAAGGGCAACUUUAACAGCACUGUCAACAACAGUAUCACUGUGCGGUCAUUCAAGAGGAGAUACUUCCAGCUGACGCAGUUGACGGACAACUCCUACAUCAUGAACUUCUACAAGGACGAGAAGAUCUCCAAGGAACCCAAAGGUUGCAUCUUCCUUGACUCAUGUACCGGUGUGGUGCAGAAUAAUCGUCUGAGGAAGCAUGCCUUUGAGCUGAAGAUGAACGAGGUCACAUACUUCGUGCUGGCCGCGGAGACUGAGCAGGACAUGGAGGAGUGGAUCAGCACCUUGACACGCAUCUUGCAGAUCACGCCUCACGACGGGCCCGCUCCGGACCGCAAGAGUCUGGACCUGUCUGACCAUCGCCAGGAUGUGUUCGACCUGUCAUUGACCGACUGCUGUUUGCAGGAGAACGAAGAUGCGACGGAAAACGGCAUUAACCCUGAGCUAGCUAAGUAUAUCUCAGAGACAGAUGAGGGAAUUCGAUGUGCUCGGAGAGAAGAGCGAUUGAAUCUUUUCUCACUUGACCCCGACACUCCUGUGCUGAGGAGCCCACGAGUGGAACACCCAUCAAGUGAAAACACCACAGCGCGUCCUUUUGAGGAGAAACUGGGUAGAAGGUUCAUGGUGACCUGCCGAUCGCUGAACUUCAUGCUGCAGGGCUGCAUCAGUGAGAGUGAAACAGGACCGGUCACUAACAUUGAGCCUUUCUUCGUGUCGUUAGCACUGUUGGAUAUAAGAGAUGGGAGGAAAGUAUCUGCUGACUUCCAUGUGGACCUCAACCACGAGGCAGUUCGUCAGAUGCUGGGGGGUGUCAGCAACGGGUCAUGCAGUGCGGGCACUGGCUCAGGAGCUCAGGAGAACGGCCUGUGCUCUCCUGCGGAAAAGAGUUCAGGAGAUAGUCAUCCUAGCGUGGAGUUGGAGCACUGGUUAUGCUUUCCUAAACAGGCGAUAUUCUCAUUGACCAACCCUCACGUGGACAUCGUGAUGGUGGCCAGAGUAGAGAAAGUGCUGAUGGGAAAUAUUGCUUGUGGGACAGAGCCAUACAUCAAGAACACAGACUCCAGCAAGACUGUCCAAAAGAUUCUAAAAUCCAACAAACAGUUCUGUGGUAAGCUGGGAAAAUACCGAAUGCCCUUUGCUUGGUCUGUCAGGUCCCUUUUUAAGGACAACCACGGGGCACUGGACCGAGAGUCUCGGUUCUCGCCUCUCUUCAAACAGGAGAGCAACAAGAUUUCCACAGAAGACCUGAUUAAGCUCGUGUCAGAGUACAGAAGGGCUGAGAAGACAAGCAAGCUUCAGACCAUCCCUGGGACGCUGGAUGUCACAGUGGACUAUGUUCCACUGGAGCUUCCAAACUGUGUUACAUCCUCCUACAUACCUGUGAAGCCCUUUGAGGAUCUGAGCAAACACCAACCCACAGUGGAGGUGGAGGAGUUUGUCCAAGACACCACCAAGUUCACUCAGCCGUACCGUGUCUAUAGAAACCACAUCUAUGUCUACCCCAAACAUCUCAAAUACGACAGCCAGAAGAGCUUUGCCAAGGCUCGUAAUCUAGCAGUCUACGUGGAGUUCCGCAGCUCAGAUGAAGAACUUGCCAAACCUUUAAAGUGCAUUUACGGCAAGCCAGGAGGUCCAGUCUUCACCUCAGCGGCCUGUUCCACCGUCCUGCAUCACUCUCAGAACCCCGACUUCUACGAUGAGGUGAAGAUCGAGCUCCCGACACAACUUCACGAAAAGCACCAUCUGCUCUUCUCGUUUUACCACGUCACUUGUGAUAUCAAUGCGAAGACCAACGCUAAGAGGAAAGAAGCCCUGGAGACCCCUGUGGGCUACUCUUGGCUGCCUCUCCUCAAAGAGGGUCGUCUGUCAUCUCAGGAGUUCAACAUCUCUGUCUCCAGUAACCUGCCACCUGGUUACCUGGCAACAAAAGAGGCCAGCAACACCAAGAAUGGAGCUGAUGUGAAGUGGGUGGAUGGGGCCAAGGCCAUCUUCAAAGUGUCCACCAAUGUGGUGUCAACUGUAUACACUCAGGACCCCCACCUGAACCGAUUUUUCCAGCAGUGCCAGAAAAGAGAGCUGGACCUCUCGCUACCUCCUACCUCCAACUUCCUCAACUGCCUGAAGGGUCUCCUCAGUAUGGAGAAAAUCCCAGUGAUCAUCAGAUUUCUGCCGGUGCUUUUCAACCAGCUCUUCAAGGUUCUGACUCAGACUGACAAUGAUGAGGUCACUACUGCCACCACCAGAGUGCUGGUCCACAUUGUAUCCAAGUGCCAUGAGGAAAACCUUGAUCAUUAUCUGCACUCCUAUAUUAAGUAUGUAUUCAAGUCAGAGGCUCAUGGCUUCAGGACGGUGCACGAGGAGUUGGCCAAAGGCAUGACUUUUGACCUGAAGAGCAACGAGCAAGCAGCAGUCAGGAACGUCUUGAAGUUUUCUUGGUUCUUCUUUGAACUGAUUGUCAAGUCCAUGGCCCAACAUCUGGUGGACUCGGACAAAGUGAAGCUUCCAAGGCCGCAGCGUUUCCCCUCGUCUUACCAGAGCCGUGUGGAAACCCUGGUUGAGACGGUGUCUGAUCACAUCUUCUGGAAGAACAAAGACCUGGCAGAGGAGUCGCGCAGCGCCAACUUAGCUGUGGCAGCUUUUGUCAAGCGUUGCUUCACUCUGAUGGACAGAGGCUUCACCUUUAAACUGAUCAGCAACUACGUCAACAUGAUCACUGCAACUGACAGCAAGGUGUUGUGUGAACUGAAGUUUGAGUUUCUGAGAGAGGUGUGCAACCACGAGCACUACAUUCCGCUCAGCUUGCCCCUGCCCUCCGCUCGCAUCACAGACCAUGCAUCCCCAGAGCCACAAAGCACUCAUGCUUCUGUGCCUGAGUACAACCUGACCGGAGAGUUCUGCAGGAAGCACUUCAUGACGGGCCUGCUGUUACGAGAACUUGGGCUGGCCCUGCAAGAUGAGCAGGACCUGAGGCACCUGGCUUUGGCCACCCUGAAGACCCUCAUGGCCAAGCACUCUCUGGAUGCACGCUACGCCACCAAGGAGAAGCAAGCAAGAAUAGCAUCUCUCUAUCUUCCUCUCUAUGGUCUGAUCCUGGACAACAUGCCUCGCUUCUUCCUCAGGGACCUUUUCCCCAUUUACCUGACCUCCAGCGGUCAGGGUUCUCGAGACGACCUCAGCGUAGGAGGAGGUGUGGCCGGAGGGACGCUGCCCGUCACUCGCCACGGCAACUCAGUGGAUGCCUCCUUUUCCAAAGAGGUGCUCAACUCCAUCACAGCCUUUUCAUCCUUGGCAGUUGCUACGGGCAACCAGGCCGACUCUCGGGGCUCCCUAAUCAGCGUGGACUCCAACCCCAGCAACAGUGACAGGAACAGUGAGAAGAUGGAUGGCUGCGAGAAGUUUGCUCGGCCUCAGUCCCUCAUAGGCUACGGUUCUCGCUGUGACAAGCUAGACCAGGCGGAGACCCGCAGCCUCCUCAUGUGCUUCCUGCACAUCAUGAAAACCAUAUCUGAAGAUGUGCUAGUUUCCUACUGGCACCGGGCCAUUCACCAGGAGAUCUCGGACUUCUUUAAAAUAUUAGAGCUCUCUCUGCAGCACUUCAGAUUCAUGGGCAAGCGCCACAUCGCCAGGAAGCUAGCAGCGGCACUAAAGCUGGCCCAGUCCACCCACGCCAAUGGCACCCUGAAGGUCCCUAACCAUCCCUCCCAGCCCUCAAGCCUCCUCCCGCAAUGGAUGGCUUCUUCAGGAGCGGAAGGUCACCGACAGGCUCGUUCCCAGACCAUGCCCAUCAUCCGGGGAAAGAAUGCCCUCACCAACCCCAAACUGCUGCAGAUGAUGGAGACCGAUGGGAAUAUCCAGGAUGGGGACAAUUUGAGUCCCACUGAUGUGGAGGCCAACUUGUCUACUGAGGUGGCACUCACUGUGCUGGAUGUUCUAGAGCUCUUUGUUCACCAUCACAAGAAGCAACUGCUGAUGGAUGAUGGACAGAACGCCCUGAUGAAGAAGGUGCUGGACACCUACUUGCUUUUCUUUCAGAUCAACCAAUCCACCGCCACCCUGCGCCACAUCUUUGCAGCGCUCAGGCUCUUUGUGCAAAAGUUCCCCAGUGCGUUCUUUCAAGGUAAAGCGGACCUUUGCGGCUGUCUUUGCUACGAGAUCCUCAAAUGCUGCAACCACCGCUCUAGCUCCACCCAAACGGAGGCAGCUGCCCUGCUCUAUUUUGUCAUGAGGAAGAACUUUGAGUUUACUAAAGGCAAAUCUAUAGUGCGCUCGCAUCUUCAGGUGAUCAAGGCAGUGAGCCAAUUGAUAGCCGAUGCUGGCAUUGGAGGCUCCAGAUUCCAGCAGUCGCUGGCCAUCGUGAAUAACUUUGCCAAUGGAGACGCCCCACUCAAGAAUUCCCCCUUCCCAGCCGAGGUGAAAGACUUGACCAAGCGUGUUAGGACGGUGCUGAUGGCCACGGCUCAGAUGAAGGAGCACGAGAAGGAUCCUGAGAUGCUGGUGGACCUUCAGUACAGUUUGGCCAAUUCGUACGCCAGCACUCCCGAGCUGCGACGCACCUGGCUGGAGAGCAUGGCCAAGGUCCACGUCCGCAAUGGAGAUCUCUCUGAGGCUGCUAUGUGCUACAUCCACAUCUCUGCUCUGAUUGCUGAGUCACUUAAGAGGAGAGGCUACUGGAGAGCAGACAAGGCCCGGAUGUCCAGUGUGUCCCCCGAAGAAAGUCCUGUGUUUAAAUGUAGCUCCUUACUAACUACCUCCCGAGACCAAGACACAUCGUUUUCUCUGGGCUGGGCAGCCUUCAUGUGCAUCAGUCCUAAUGUCAAGGAGGAGGGAGCCAUGAAGGAAGACGCCGGCACGCAGGACACUCCUUACACUGAGGACACCUUGGUGGAGCAGCUGGAGCUGUGCGUGGACUACCUGUGGAAGUCGGAGAGAUACGAGCUCAUCGCUGACAUCAACAAGCCUGUCAUUGUUGUCUUUGAGAAGAGGAGAGACUUCAAGAGGCUGUCGGAGCUGUACUACGACAUCCAUCGCUCUUACCUGAAGGUGACAGAGGUGGUGAACUCAGAGAAGCGCCUUUUUGGACGCUACUACCGUGUAGCAUUCUAUGGACAGGGUUUCUUUGAGGAGGAGGAGAGCAAGGAGUUCAUCUACAAGGAGCCCAAGCUGACCGGCCUGUCGGAAAUCUCCCAGAGAUUGCUAAAACUCUACUCGGACAAGUUCGGAGCCGACAAUGUCAAAAUGAUUCAAGAUUCCAAUAAGGUCAACCCCAAAGACCUGGACCCAAAGUUUGCCUACAUUCAGGUGACGUACGUGCUGCCUUACUUUGAUGAGAAGGAACAACAGGACAAAAGGACGGACUUUGAGAGGCAUCACAACAUCAACCGCUUUGUGUUCGAGACACCCUUCACGCUCUCCGGGAAGAAACACGGAGAUGUGGAGGAGCAGUGCAAGAGGCGCACCAUUUUAACCACAAGCUCCAGCUUCCCUUACCUGAAAAAGCGUAUCCAGGUGGUGGAGCAGCAGAGCACGGAGAUGAACCCCAUCGAGGUGGCGAUUGACGAGAUGUCGCGGAAAGUCUCCGAGCUCAACCAGCUGUGCAACAUGGAGGAGGUGGACAUGAUCCGACUGCAGCUUAAACUGCAGGGAAGCGUCAGUGCCAAAGUGAAUGCAGGCCCGAUGGCCUACGCUCGGGCCUUUUUAGAAGAGAAGAAUGCCAAGAAGUAUCCAGACAACCAAGUCAAACUGCUCAAGCAGAUCUUCAGGCAGUUUGCAGAAGCUUGCGGCCAGGCGUUGGACGUGAAUGAGCGUCUGAUCAAGGAGGACCAGCUGGAGUACCAGGAGGAGAUGAGAGCUCACUACAGGGACAUGCUGAGCGAGCUGUCGGCCAUCAUGAAUGAGCAGCUGCGAAAACGUCUUCUGGCCUCCAGCGCCACCUCUCUCUCUAACAGCUCUCUUUCCACUCUGUCUAAGACUGAUUCCUCACUCAAGGCAACCCGGAACGGAGCGCCACAGCGGCUUCUGAACGGCUAAAAAGGUAGCUGAGGACUCUCGCCUUGUGCUUGUUUGUGGUAGAAGAAGACAAAGGAAAGAAGAAGACGUGUGUAGACUGUGCUCGUGCUAGUCUUGCUAUUGUCCUGUUGUUGAACGUGGCCCAGGGGCGGGGAUGGAUGCGCUUGGUUCUGUUUGUUUUGGUUCUAGAAGAGUGGGUCAGCCUCAUCAGCUUACACGCUGACAAGCAAAAACAUGUUACUUAGAGACACAUGCGCCUUCUCGCCACAGCGUUGCCCUUUAGAGUACAGUGUCCUUACUGAGCUCGAGCUUCACGCGUCAUUACGUCGCUUCCCUGGUGCAUUUUCAACUUUUCAAAUACGAAAUCAGACUAAGUAAGCUAACAAAAGAAAGAGCUGAAGGCACCUCGACUUGGUGUUUUGAAUGUAAAGCAGCUCCACAGUGCUAAUUUGUAUCCUUUGCUAACGUGACCCGAAAAUCAGCUCGCCCAUUUUCAAGUGGAAAUGCUCAAAUUAAAAAAAAAAAAAAAAAGGAAAAAAUGAUAGGUUUUGUAACAUUUUUAUGGUGCAAAAUGCAUUGUUACUGUUAUUAUUUACUGUUUUCAAUUGUAUAUAAGAAAUAUUAAUAUUUAAAACAUUUGAAAUGUUCCUUUUUUAAUGAAAUAUACAUAUAAAUAUUUGUUUAGCUGACUUUAAAAAAAUGUUUUAUGUAUAACAUUGAAAUAAAAAUUUGUUAAUGAGUGAUUGC
Molecule: messenger RNA, 10998 nt
Organism: Dunckerocampus dactyliophorus (ringed pipefish)
Lineage: Eukaryota; Metazoa; Chordata; Actinopteri; Syngnathiformes; Syngnathidae
Gene: dock10
Product: dedicator of cytokinesis 10
Exons: 57
Coding region: 3616-10272 (2218 amino acids)
Biological process (GO): positive regulation of GTPase activity; dendritic spine morphogenesis; small GTPase-mediated signal transduction
Molecular function (GO): guanyl-nucleotide exchange factor activity
Source: RefSeq, a predicted model, not a curated record